AUGGCGAUUCGUCCGGUCAUCUCCUGUCACAGGUCCUUGUUUCGUUGUCAACCCCAAUCGAGCGCUCAAAUCCCCAAUUCCCUCCCAGCCUUGUACAACCAGGGAGACUGGGAUAAACCAGAGAGAAAAAGAUCCACCCAGAGAGAAACAGACCCACCCAGAAAGAAACAUCCGCCCAGAGAGAAACAGAUCCACCCAGAGAGAAACAGAUCACCCACAGAGAAACAGGUCCACCCAGAGAGAAACAGGUCCACCCAGAGAGAAACAGGUCCACCCAGAGAGAAACAGACCCACCCAGAGAGAAACAGGUCCACCCAGAGAGAAACAGAUCCACCCAGAGAGAAACAGGUCCACCCAGAGAGAAACAGACCCACCCAGAGAGAAACAGGUCCACCCAGAGAGAAACAGAUCCACCCAGAGAGAAACAGGUCCACCCUGAGAGAAACAGGUCCACCCAGAGAGAAACAGAUCCACCCUGAGAGAAACAGGUCCACCCGUCAUGAAAACACUCGAUCUACGAUAAAUGAACAUGACGACCCGUAA
This is a messenger RNA of Ostrea edulis (European flat oyster), 543 nucleotides long. Its product is annotated as neurofilament heavy polypeptide-like. The record is from RefSeq and is a predicted model, not a curated record. The coding region runs from base 1 to 543 and encodes 180 amino acids. The transcript is spliced from 3 exons. NCBI's taxonomy places the organism in Eukaryota, Metazoa, Mollusca, Bivalvia, Ostreida, Ostreidae.